Molecule: messenger RNA, 1257 nt
Organism: Neodiprion fabricii
Lineage: Eukaryota; Metazoa; Arthropoda; Insecta; Hymenoptera; Diprionidae
Exons: 1
Coding region: 1-1257 (418 amino acids)
Source: RefSeq, a predicted model, not a curated record
AUGUCAGACUUUGAGGAAGCUUUCCUGCAGUACAGUCAAGCCUAUAAAAGUAAUAUUGUCAUGGGUGACUUUAAUGCAGACUUGUGUUCGAAUAGCUUUGAUGCUAAUAAUCUUAAGUCAUUUUUUUUAAGUGUGAGUAUGGAUAUUGUUCCUUACUGCCCGACGCAUCACACUGCUACAAACAGUACAUGGCUUGACGUCUGCGCGGUUAAUGACCUCUCCAAAGUCUCGGGUUAUUCACAAUUACCUGUUGCCUUUUUAUCAAGUCAUGACCUGAUUAGUGUCAGUUUUCUGUCUAUUUCUGAUAAGAUUGAACCACGCGAAAUCAUAUAUAGAGACUUCAAGCUCCUUAACUCCCAAGCCUUUAAACUUGACAUUGAAGCCUGCGACUGGUCGCAGGUAUUCACUGCUACCUCGAUUGACACCAAAGUUGACCUACUAAAUACUUUCGUACGAGAGACAAUAAAUAAACAUGCUUCAGUUCGUAAAGCCCAGCUAAGGCGUCCUCCAGCUCCUUGGCUGGAUAACAAUAUUAAGACGCUCAUGAGAGAGCGGGACGCUCUCUACAAAGCAUUCCGGAGAACUAGAUCACUUGUCGUCAGAGAUAAAUACCGAGUCCUGCGUGGUCGUGUCAAAGCCAUGAUUUUAGCUGCAAAAAGCAAACACUACACGUCGAAGUUUAGAGGACUCAAAGAUCAGAAGUCAAUAUGGCGCGAACUUCGGAGUAUUGGAAUAGCCAAAUCGAAUGAAGACAAUGUGCCUGGGAAUGUAUCUCUAGAAGACCUGAACAACUUUUUCGCUGAACCUUUUGAACGCGACAGGCAUGCCAGCACUGUGGAUAAACUAGCUACAAUGACGUCGCGCCUUGUACCCUUCAGAGACGGUAACUUUUAUUCUAAUUCAGUAACUACGGAAUGUCUUAUGCGUAAUUUGUUCAAGUCAAAAUCUAAUGCUAAGGGCAUUGAUGCUAUUCCACUUGCCUUUCUGAAACUAUGCAUGCCUGCUAUACUCCUUCCUAUACUUGAUAUAUUUAACUUCUCGUUGACAAACAGUGUCUAUCCCACACUCUGGAAAAGCUCGCUUGUUCGUCCUAUUCCAAAGAUUAAACACCCUGGUAGUAAGCAGGACUUUCGGCCUAUAUCCAUUGGCUGCUCACUUUUCAAAUCGCUCGAGCGAAUAGUCUUCGACCAAGUUUCUGAUUAUCUUGAUCUUUAUGGUCAUCUUGAUCCGUACAAAUCGGGAUUCAGGAAGGGGUAG